AUGUCCGCGCCAAAGCCCGCUCGUAUCGGGCCUCCCCGGCCUAAGGCCCCAAUUGGCCGCUUGGCCAGCAUUAAGCCAGGUGCAAACUCGAUUAAUCGUGGCCAGUCAAUUGGACGUAGCCAUCCUCCACGACCGAAAACACAUCCAAAAACAACGAACUGUCCAAAUCCAGGUUGUCCUGCUCCACAUAUUGUCGAAGAAGAUGGACAGAAGCUCUGUACCGGAUGUGGUACCGUCAUUGCCGAAACGAACAUCGUGUCAGAAGUGACUUUCGGUGAAUCUUCCUCUGGUGCCGCUGUCGUUCAAGGUACUUUCGUCGGAGAAGGUCAAAGUCAUACCCGAAGCUUUGGUCCCGGCUUCCAACGAGGCGGUGGCAUGGAAAGUCGAGAGUUGACAGAAGCAAACGGUAAUACAUACAUCUCUCAGCUUGCGCGACCUUUGAUCAUCCCUGAAAGUGCUACCAAGGCUGCUGGUCAAGUUUUCAAGCUUGCUGUCGGACUUAAUUUCAUUCAAGGUCGUCGGACCAAGACCGUGGCAGCAGUUUGCCUUUACAUCGCCUGUCGCCGGACGACUGGUAAUACAGUCAUGCUGAUUGAUUUUGCAGAUAUUUUGAUGAUUAAUGUUUUUAAACUUGGUCGAACCUAUAAAGCUCUCCUUGAUGAGCUUCGACUAGGUGGCAACGUCUUCAUGGUCAACGCAAUUGACCCAGAAAGCUUGAUCUAUCGAUUCGCCAAGCAAAUGGACUUCGGUCCGGCUAACAUGCGGGUUGCUGGUGAGGCUUGCCGUAUUGUCCAACGGAUGAGCCGCGACUGGUUGGCUACGGGUCGACGGCCAGCUGGUGUCUGUGCCGCAGCUCUGAUCCUGGCAGCACGCAUGAACAAUUUCCGGCGAACAACCCGUGAACUCGUUUACACCGUCAAAGUGACCGAGAUCACCAUCAAUCAACGCCUGAACGAAUUCAGUCAGACAGAGAGCGGUGACCUCACUGUAGAACAAUUCCGUUCCGUGCAACUUGAGAACGCGCAUGAUCCUCCAGCCUUCACUCGAGCGAGGGAGGGGCACAAAUCCAGUCGCUCUAUGAAGAAGUUAACAGGAGCAGCAACCGAAAGCAAUGACGAUAUGGCAAGUGAGGCUGGCUCGGUACAGCCUAGGCGCAUUGAUGCAGAUGGUUUUGCAAUUCCAGACCUCCCGAUUGAUCCAGCUUUGACGGAUUCCACUUCUCGGCGAGCAUCUAUUGGCAAGGCAGCGGACCGAAUUCCUGAGGACAGCAAGUCAGAAAUGGCCAAGGACCCACUUCGACCGUCUAUUCUCGCCAAUCCCACACCGGAAGAACUUGCAUCUGAAGAUGCAUUAGAGGCCGAGAUUCAAAAGAUGGUCCAAACGGGGUCGGACAUGGUCAAAGUUAUUGCAGAGCAAAAGAGCGCUGUUUCUGACAGCGUUGACAUUGAGGAUCACGAAUUUGAUGACGACCCGGAAGUCAGACACUGCCUGCUCACCCCAGCCGAAAUCGACAUUAAAGAGCGCAUCUGGGUCACCGAAAACAAAGAUUACCUUCGCACGCAACAAGAAAAGCAACUCAAACGCGCACUUGCCGAGGCCACCGGUGGUGGAACAACUCGCAAGCCUCGCAAACGCCGAAAGACCCGUAUGGGUGAUGUCACCUAUCUUGAGGGUGAAGACGGUGAGCAUGGCUCUCGUGCAUCAACCCCGGCUGAGGCCACACGACGGAUGUUGGAAGUGCGCGGGUACAGUAAAAAGAUCAAUUACUCCCUGCUUGACAACCUUUACAGUGGUGAGAAGGAAAGCGAUGCUGCGGAAACCAAGCAGGAAACUCUUAGCCGAAGCCGCAGUCGCAGUCGCAGUAUGAGCGUCGCAUCCCGCCAAAGCCUUCCUCCUGCAGCCACACCUGGUCGGCGCCGCAGAAAGGCCGCUACCCCUGCUCCAGUAUCGCCUCCUAAGCGUGCUGCUGUGUCUGCCCCAAAGCCUGUUCCCGUAUCGGCCCCUAAAUCUGCUCCUACGUCCGCCCCUGAAUCCGUUCCUCAUCCGACUCCUCCUCCUACAGCUCCGGAGGCUACAAAGAAAGACCUUGGUCCUGAGGAUGAGCCUGCAAGCGACCUAAAGGAUCCCGAUGAAUUGGAUGAGAACGACGAUGAUUAUUAUGCAGAUGAUCAUAUUGACGAAGCCUUCGCAGGAACGUACGGCGACGAUUACUACGACGUGAGCGACUCGGAUUAG
This is a messenger RNA of Penicillium pulvis, 2235 nucleotides long. RefSeq names its product transcription factor TFIIIB subunit BRF1. NCBI's taxonomy places the organism in Eukaryota, Fungi, Ascomycota, Eurotiomycetes, Eurotiales, Aspergillaceae. Bases 1 to 2235 code for a protein of 744 amino acids. Gene Ontology annotation, biological process: transcription by RNA polymerase III; DNA-templated transcription initiation; transcription preinitiation complex assembly. Gene Ontology annotation, cellular component: transcription factor TFIIIB complex; transcription preinitiation complex; nucleus. The transcript has 3 exons. Gene Ontology annotation, molecular function: RNA polymerase III general transcription initiation factor activity; RNA polymerase III type 3 promoter sequence-specific DNA binding; TBP-class protein binding. The record is from RefSeq and is a predicted model, not a curated record.